UCGUCUGCGGCGGGACGUCACGCCUCCCGAUCCGCCGCCGGCCCGAGCACGUGCUUCGCCGAUUCUCGAGGGACCCUCCUCCCUGGUUCCUCCUUCGCCUCGCCCUCGCUCCCACUGCUUCCGAGGCCGCUAUCGAGGGAUCCGCGCCUCUCGCCACUCUCCUUCGUGUUCCCCGCCCACGUUCCUCGCUCCGUCUCCGCCCGCAAGGCAAGCAGACACGCCCAUCGCUCCAGCGCCCAUGGCCAGAAGCAACGAAGUCCCCGCCAAGUCGAAGGAGGUGCUGUCGCUUCUGCUGCCGUGCCUGCCGUGCCUGCCGUGCCUGCUGGGCCAGCCGGGAUGGCGAUACUCGGCUGAUUCGCCAUGAAGAGCGGCUGUGCUUGCGCGAUGGUCCUUGGGGCGCUCCUCCUCGUGCUCGGGCUUACCUGGGCGCCCACAGUCACGCCCAUUACCUCGCCCCUGCCAUCGCUCAUGCCCACGGCUACGCCCACAAAGGAUGCCCAUCGACAGCUCCUUGUACCUGCCUCUCCUGGGCUGCGACUCCCCGACGUGGCUUCACUCUGGCCCGAAGUGGGACUCGAAGCUCGCCAACUCUCGCCGAACUCGAGAACGUCCAACUCCUUCCUCAAACGUCGUUCUUUGGAAGGAGAUGUGACGUCAGCAGCGCGAACGCCAGGUGGUCCUACGUCUAUCGAGUCACCUGCCGAGAGAACCAGCUGUGCCCCCCCAGCUGCUUUCAGGUGGUGCAAGGUGGCUGUCAGAACAACGAGGGCGGUCAGAAAGACUCAAGUGGACCCCAUGCACCUCAAAGGAAGUGAGAAACGUCGAAGGAAACGGAAGAAGAAGAAGCAGAAAAGGAAGCGGAGGAAGAAAAGGAAGAAAAAAAAGAAGAGGAAGAGGCACGGGAACGAGAAGACCCGCUCUCGCCCGGAGUCCCGCUCCGCCCUGACGCCGUCGCUCGCGCCCCUGAGGCCCGACGGUGUCAAGGCGCAGGGGGACGCCGGGCCCUCGCAAGCCGUCAGGGGGGAGAGGGAGAGGGGUCCUGGAAGGCAGAGCACCCGGCAGGAGCAGCCGAGGCAAAGCGUCCGCACAGGAGGCCUUCCGCAGGUACCAUCCCUCCUUCUUCCCCUAGAGGUGAUCGACAGCCGCACUCUGGCCAGGUUGCGCUACAACCCGAGCAUCCGAGUCAGCAUCCAGGUCGUGGGCGCUGAGCAGCAGGAGGACGAGGUCGGACCCGUUGAGAUCCCUGGCGAGUACGGGCCGGAGGGAGGUCACGCCGCCCCGCCUCGGUGGCCCGGCGAGGACGCCAACAGGAUCACAGAGCUGUUCACCCACGAAGAAAAACUCAGGAACGCCGCCCACUCCCCCUCACCCACAAGAAGCCCCCCAUCGUCAUCGCCUGAGGCCGAGGAGCAGGAGCAGGACGAGGACCUGGAGGAGCAGCAGAAGCAGGAGAGAAGAAUGAGGAGGAGGAAGAAGGAGGCGUUGUUAGAAGGGAAGGGGAAGCUGGACCCCUUGCAGAAGCACGCCCCUCGCCCCUCCUUCUCUUCGCCUUCUUCAGGAACUUGGCACAACAGGAAGCGUUUUCGUUGGAAGAAGAAGAAGGAGAAGAAGAAGAAGAAGGAAAAGGGGGCAACCACGGAAGAGGAACAGAAGCAAGGGCAAUGGCAGAGAGAGAGGAGGGAAGGACGCGCAGAAAGGGGGAGAAAGAGAAGGUGGAGAAGUGAAGGAGGAGGAGGGACGGCGAUGGCAACUUCGAGGACGAGGACCCUCGGGACGGCGUUCGAGUCGAGGGAGCGGACGAGGAGGAGCUGAGGUCGACCCGAGAGCUGGUGGUGGGACUCGCCGACGCCCUGGAGGAGCUCCUCAAGGCCGGCUUCAAGGGCGCCGAGGAUAACGAGGACAUGGUCGAAGGUCAGAAGGAAAAAGUCCCUUUUAAUGUCUUUUAUUUAAUUCUUAUUAUUACCAUUAUUUGUGUUUUGUUGUUUCCUUUCUUAUUUAUUCAUUUUUUAUUUAUUUUAUUUUUAUUUUUUCUCGAUGAGGACAGCACUAAAGAAUAGAAGAGAAAAUGCAGAGGAAAAGAAAAACGCCAAAUUCCUCAACUUUCUUCCACUUUUUCUUCUUCUUCCUCUCCGUAAACUUGAACUUGACCUGAACUUUCCUGUCCUAUCUUUCUCUCUUUUAUUCUCUUUCUUUCCUUAAUUUUCUGGAUUCAAUGAGCUCUAAGAAAUGGAAGGGAAAUGCAAGAAAAAGGGGAAGAAAAUGAGAUGGA
Molecule: messenger RNA, 2269 nt
Organism: Penaeus monodon (black tiger shrimp)
Lineage: Eukaryota; Metazoa; Arthropoda; Malacostraca; Decapoda; Penaeidae
Product: NF-kappa-B-activating protein-like
Exons: 5
Coding region: 361-1812 (483 amino acids)
Source: RefSeq, a predicted model, not a curated record